AUGACGAUUCAGGAUUAUUAUUCUGACGAGGGAGAGUACUACUCUGAAUACGAGUACGAGGAGGCAGAUGGAGAUGAUUACGCAGAGGAAAAACUUGGGUCUGACAAUGAUGAGCAAGAGGCUUCAAAUGAAUAUGAGAAAAAUGGCAUUCAAGUUUCGAAAGAAUACGUCUAUCGCCUGGCGAUCGAAGCGUACAACUGGCAGCGUAGCGGUGAAGAUGCUCCUUCAGCUGGUCACGUGGCCUCCUUCAAACCAAAAACCUUCGAUAAAGUUGACUCUCCUGAUCCGGAAAAGGCGAAACGCCUGCAAGAACACGUCGAUCGACAGAUAGCCAAACAGAUUGAAACUAAAUCGCUAAAGGUCGACCUGGAGCAACCAGCUUCGUCUCUCCUGCCCGACUUGUUGGAUCCAAAUUGUGAAGGAGUAAAAUGCAAACUGGCUGACAUCGGCAACGCCUGCUGGACUUACAAGCACUUUGCUUCAGAUAUCCAGACGCGUCAGUACAUGAGUCCGGAAGUGUUCCUCAGAACAGGAUACGACACGUCAGCGGAUAUCUGGAGCAUGGCAUGCACUCUCUUUGAAAUUGCUGUUGGCGCGCUUUUAUUCCGACCAAAAGCAUCUCAGCACUGGACAAAGGAUGAAGACCACGCUCGACUAUACACAGAGUUCAUGAUCGGCAACGGGUUCAAUCAGUGGCCAAAGAGACUGAUCAUGUACGGAUCAAAGUCGAAAAACUAUUUCAAUGAAGAACUUCAACUCAAAAACAAGAAUAUGAUCAUCAACCCUUGGUCUCUCAAACAAAGAAUAGUCGAGCGCGGAAUCGACGAAAAAGAAGCGGAAGAAUUCGCUGAAUUCCUGUCAAAAAUGCUUCACCCUGAUCCUGCAAGACGUUUAUCAGCAAAAGAACUACUUGAGGACAAAUGGCUCAACUAA
Molecule: messenger RNA, 933 nt
Organism: Oikopleura dioica
Lineage: Eukaryota; Metazoa; Chordata; Appendicularia; Copelata; Oikopleuridae
Source: the annotation of a GenBank genome assembly